GGCAAAUAAAGACGUCUGCGUUUUAAUAUCAUGGAGGUGCGAUUUGUAGUAAUAUGUGAAAAUAUCUACACGGAUUUCGUCGAUCGAUCGAUUUCGUCGGUUUAUUGAGUGAUAUUCGAGAAAUAUCAACGGGAAUUCUUUGAUAUCGAAAAAAACAAAUCUGGCCGCUUUGAAGUGCGUCGUUUUGUAUGUUCUCGUGUGUUCCAUAUCGACGGUAUCUCUUCACAGUAUGGAUGAUAAACUGUCGAUCAUUAGUGAGGAGUCGAUUUUGGUCAGUCAAUCAACGUCUGAGCCUGAGACCGGCGUUGUGAAUGGACUUCAAAGCGGAUUUCACAUUCACAAGGUGUACAUCGAAGGUCUAGAGUACCUGAGGAACAAGAUCCGGGAGGUGGAGGACGACCUGGUGCAGAUCAAGCUCGGCUACUACCACUGCGAGGAGGAGGACGAGGACAAGUUCGUCGACUACCUCAAGCGGUGUGACGGCAGACUUCUAACCGCGAACAGUGAACUACGCAAGCACGACAAGACGCUCGAGGUCAUUGACGCUGAGGUCCGUCUCGUGUCCCUGCUCAAUCUGAUCAGAGAUCUGUCUGUGGAGCAGGGUUGUGUUGAUGCUCUCACGGAGUACUGGGACAGUAUUAAGACGGCAACAGAUGGCUGCCAGAGCCUAGUCUACAAGUUUCAAAAGAGUGUGUUGGACAGGUUUAAGCUGAACUGCACCAGUUACACGGAGACGGGCAUCCAGUUGGAAGUGAGUGUGAAGUACACGGAGGAGAUCUCCGGGUACCUGAACGAGGUGGAGUCUCUGCUCACCAACACGCAUAUUCUGAUAAAAAGCUACAACAGUGGACUCCACCAGGAUCUCUUUGACACUACGGCAUUCUCGAGAAGACUUCUCGUUUCGUGCGAUCUCAAGGCAUUCCCGCUUUUAAGGUUCAUCGCAGACGUCACGGACAAAAUUCGAAGGAUGUGCGAAAUAGCCAGACAGUGGCUGGCAAGAGAUGAGAAAUAUGUGUACGAGAUAAACAAUUACAUCAUGGAAACUCGCAGCAUAACCCGACGGGCGGAGGAAGACCUCAGAACCAAGAAAGAAAAGCACAAGAAGUUUGAAAAAACUGUGAGAGCGGCUUCCAUCAUGUUAGCAAACAACAAGGAGAAGCUACAAAAGAUCGAAACCGACCUGAACUCUCUGGAGGACCAAAUGAGCGGGAAGGGAAACGAGAAGAAGUGUAAAUACGAGGAGAAACAGCAGAAAGAGAGCAUGGUCGACUUUCUAAAGAUAACUCUGUCUCAGACGAAGAGGAAUUACAAUCUACAGAUGAAGCGGUCCAGGCUUCUCAGACAAGUAAAGAAUCUGGAGAAAGUGCUGUUCACAAUCGAACGUGACCUGACGGACAUACAGCAGGAAAUAGUCGUCAAAGCCCAGGAAAAGGUGCUGCUGGAGGAAAAGGUAGGAACCAACGAGCAAUCCUACAGUGUUCUGAAAACAGACUUGGACAAAUUUUCCAAUAGUUUAGAAAAGCUCGAAACAGAAGCGAAUGGACUCUCCAGUCAGUUGCUACAGCUGGAAAUAGUUUAUACCUUAAAGACUAGUCCUGAAAAGAUUGAGGAAAUUUACGACCGACCCACGUCAGUGAAAUUGGCGCCUUCGUUAAGAGAGAAAAUCAAACAGCGAAAGCGGAAGACAUUGAUGCAAGCCAGUUGAAGUAGUUUUGCUAGACCUGUAGUCUUGAUAGGCCCAGACUAUUGUUUUUGAAAAGUAAUUUGUGGACUCAAUACAAACAACAACAACAACAACAACAAAACAACCCACUUAAUCAUCUGUCUCCAUCAUCAUUAAAACAAUUUAUAGAAGGGAGAUACAUUUGUUGCUAAAACUGUGCUACGCUCGCUACAUAACAAAUAAAUGACUGUUUUACCAUAACCAAUCCAUCGAUUCAGCCAGUCAGAUCCGUUACAUUGUUUUUUAAUGAGUCUGGGUCAGUCGAGACUACUUGACCUGGUGGCGUCAUUCUUGCUCACCGGAAACUAUGCCUUGAUGCCAAAACAUGCCAUACGCAAAUGUUUUGUAAGACGUUUACACUUACAAGAACAGUGAUUUCUUUACAAAAUCGCCAAACUUCCUCAUCUGUUUUGGGUAAUAAGAUCUAAGUCCAGCUUGCACAAACGAUUGUAUUUUUCUGUAGCUUUCUGUCAGGCAUUAUGUCGACUUUGCAAAGGAAACCCCCAAGGCUAUAAGGUAUAAUUUUCACUUAAGAAAACUAACCGAGUGUUUAUUAAGCUUGACAAAAUCAUUUCAUCAACAUUAAAAAACGAAUAGGUAGUUAGAGCCUUUUCUCUGUAAAGUACUUGGGCACUAUGAGGUUAAAGUUACAGAUCCUUGUUUUUAAACACCACGACUUAAUUUUUCACAAUUAGAGCCGUUUUGAUAAUUAAAAUUAGAAGUUACUUAUAUAUAGAUUGACCAUUUUCGUACAUCCGAAGUGUUUCUCAUCAUCCAGGUUUUUGUAAUAUCCAGAACUACAUUUUUCAUAAUUCUAACCCCCCCCCCCCCCCGCAGGUUCGUUUGAGAAGUAACAGUUACUGAGCCAAAUCUAUUUUUAGACUGUAUUUCCCCGUUUAAACCUCACAGACUUCAGGUUUCACUAUAUUAUAACUGGAUACAGUUGUGUUACAGUUUGUAGAUUAAUCAAACUUAGUCAUUGACACUAGGGUCUUGCUUUCGCGUCCUCCCUGUGAAUUGAAGUUUUCAUUACAUGUUUGAAGAGCUAAUCUGCUAACCUGACUGUAGCAGUAUUCCAUCUUAACUUGAGUCUCGUGCUUAUAUCCGAUUAAUGUUCAAGCGCCUUGUCGUUGGUCAUAUAUGUAUCUGGGCUGUCUGUCCAGGACUGUGAGUUAGGCCUAAUGGUUAGUGAGAGAGAAGUUUGUGUAAUAGCCUCACUCGUUUACCUCCCUCACUGAGCCGUUAAACGUGUCCUUGGUUGUAGUAGGUGCCAUGAUGCGAACUGUGUAUCCAACAGCUUUAACUUCAACGGUUUAACCACUGCACCACGGAUAUUAGCGUAGCUGUAUAACUAGUAACCGCUAUUUAACCAUGUAUUUGUAUAAUGACCUCACUAGACCUCAUUGACUUAUUAAUCAUAGUCUAUUGGAUGUCAAACAUUUGGUAACUUUGACUUGGAAGUAUUGAGAGGAAAUUCGAUUGAGAGGAAAUUCGCAAAAAACACAAACCGAAACCAAAAAAAUACUAAUGAAAGAAUGGGUUCACCGAAGAGUUUCGAUCCUGCGAUCAAAGCACCCUAGGACAAGGGCUCUAUCGACUGAGCUAGAUCCCGCCCGUGCCUGUAUUUGUAUACUGACAACUAAACUAAACCAAAGUCGGAGACAUUUAGUAAAACUAUUAAAUAUACUGGAAAGGAAUUAUUGUUUGACGACACCUCGAAAUAUUUUUAAAACAGCGACCACGAAGAAUACAUUAUAUGUGACAAUGGAGGCUAAAGAUUAAGAAAUAAUUGUACAUCAUGUUUGUCGGAGAUAAUAUUGAAUGCAUGUACCUAAUUAGAUUAUCUGCUAUUGGCGACAUAAGAUCGAUAAGUAGGCUUACCUAUAGUCCGUCCCAUCAUUCUAUUAAAAUGUUGGGGGUUUAUUUGUAAAUGAUUUCAGUUUGGUUUGACGUAAGAAGAAAAGUUAACGUGUUUCGGAAAUAACAAAGAAAUAUAAUUUGUGUGUUCAAUUAACAAAUCAAUCGGCUCGGAAAUAAAUAACUUGUAGUAAAUUACAUGGUAUGAACAAAAUGCGAUCCCUGUGGGACGGACUGUAGUUGGUUCCAAGGGUGUUCUUCUCUGAAAAGGGUAACCCAAUAGGCUUGUAACAGAAUGCGUCGUGCUUGGAUUUCAGGCCAAUUUGUGAAAUAUAUAUUCCAUUAAACCUUGAUCUGCCUAUAUCUACAUGGUAUUUGUGUUUGAAAUAAAAUUGUCAAAAAUAAUAUAUUAAAAUACUGAAAACCAAACGCAUUGUAAACUGCCAGUUUAGUAAUACAUGUAGUUCAAUUCUACCAUCCUUCCCUUUGCCAGUAAUGUUACAUGUUAUCUUAAAAAUUAACAAAAAAUUUCAGUUAGUUAUUAUCGGUUUUGUGUAAAAGAUGCCCGGACGUGAUGUCUGGGAUAUUAGUAUUAAAUAUGAGCGAAGGAAAACAGGGACAAUGAUGCUAGUGUGCAGUUCGCCAUCUAAUAAGGCACAUGCGGACUGUCCCCCGAAGUCCACCCCUGACGAAUACUUGAAAAAAGACCAUGCUUACUCUGGAGUUUCUGUCAAAAAGCGAAAGAAAAAAUUACAUUGUAGUUGUGUUUGAGAUAAUAUAUUUGUAAAAGAAACUCAAAAGUCGGCAUUGUACAUAGCAUCGUUUCGCAAUUUCGGUACCCACCACAUCGCAAGGUACAACCCUGGUGCUGCAAAGAAAGACGUGGAGUAUAUAUAUAUAAAGACAGCUUGCAUAAUUCUAAGUGGAUUUACCUUUUUGUGCUAGUAAACCGGUCUUCAGUACUUCAAAAAGCAAAGCAUCAUUUGUUUAUGUUAAAAGGUCGCUAGAAUUUCAAAUAUUUUAUGAAUUAUUUGUACGUGUGUGGAACUGGUUCAGCUGUUAUUUUUGUUACGAUGUGCUACACACAGAACUAGCUAAUUUUGAAUAUGACAACUGGUGGUAUUUUGUUAUUACAUACAACUUUGAUGGAAUGGCAUAUUAAAAUUGAUUACAUUUUUAUU
This is a messenger RNA of Gigantopelta aegis, 4761 nucleotides long. RefSeq lists its product as uncharacterized. The coding region runs from base 230 to 1705 and encodes 491 amino acids. Lineage: Eukaryota; Metazoa; Mollusca; Gastropoda; Neomphalida; Peltospiridae. The transcript is spliced from 2 exons. The record is from RefSeq and is a predicted model, not a curated record.